AUGUCCAAGAACUAUGCAAAAAAUAGUUCAACAACCAAUAGUGAUAAAUUAGAAAUAAAAAGCAAGUUUGCAGCCGAAUUCAAAAGAUUAUCCAUAUCCAGGUCGGAUGCUAAAAAUUAUGAAGGUUUUAAAGGUUUAAUUGAAACUUAUCACAAUUUAAAAGAAAUACCCAUCGUAAUAUCGUACAUAGAUCCAAGCGAUCACGAUUUACUACCCAUAAACAAUGAUGAUAAUUUGGCAAGAGCUUUACUCAUAGCCAAACCACUGUUAAGACUCAUAAUUCAAAGAAAAGGAGAGAGUUUCGAAGAACUGAAUGGGUAUGGAACAUUCAAAUCGAAAAAUUUCAUAUCCAGCAUAUUAAGUGGUACGACACCAGGUGGUAGCAAAAGGUAUCCUCCAAUUUCAAAUCCACAUGAUUUCAGAAAAGUUUCAGAAAUAAUAGAUGUGGAUGUUGUGCCAGAGGCUCACAGGAGAGUCAGAUUACUUAAACAUGGAUCUGACAAACCUUUAGGAUUUUACAUAAGGGAUGGAACUUCUGUCAGGGUGACUCCAAGCGGAUUAGAAAAAAUGCCUGGAAUAUUCAUAUCGAGGCUGGUACCUGGUGGAUUGGCUGAAAGUACAGGUUUAUUAGCUGUUAAUGACGAAGUUUUAGAAGUGAAUGGAAUUGACGUGGCUGGAAAAACUCUUGAUCAAGUGACCGACAUGAUGGUAGCAAAUUCAUCAAAUUUGAUAGUGACUGUAAAACCUGCUAAUCAAAGGAACACAAUGGCACCCUUACCAAGAAGGGGUUCAUUUAGUAGGACUAGUCAAAUGUCGAAUAAUUCUGAAGAAAAAUUUGAUGAAGAGGAUGUUGUGGUCACAUAUUAA
This is a messenger RNA of Pediculus humanus corporis (human body louse), 867 nucleotides long. RefSeq names its product Partitioning defective protein, putative. Gene Ontology annotation, biological process: centrosome cycle. Gene Ontology annotation, molecular function: protein binding. Lineage: Eukaryota; Metazoa; Arthropoda; Insecta; Psocodea; Pediculidae. Bases 1 to 867 code for a protein of 288 amino acids. The transcript has 5 exons. The record is from RefSeq and is a predicted model, not a curated record.